Molecule: messenger RNA, 6732 nt
Organism: Syngnathus typhle (broad-nosed pipefish)
Lineage: Eukaryota; Metazoa; Chordata; Actinopteri; Syngnathiformes; Syngnathidae
Gene: bmal2
Product: basic helix-loop-helix ARNT like 2
Exons: 17
Coding region: 1944-3794 (616 amino acids)
Biological process (GO): regulation of transcription by RNA polymerase II
Cellular component (GO): transcription regulator complex; aryl hydrocarbon receptor complex; cytoplasm
Molecular function (GO): DNA-binding transcription factor activity, RNA polymerase II-specific; RNA polymerase II cis-regulatory region sequence-specific DNA binding; protein dimerization activity
Source: RefSeq, a predicted model, not a curated record
AAUUGAAUGCAAUUCUCCCUAAUUUGAUUGUUUGCUGCGUCCAGGCUCAAUGUGUGAUUUUUCUGGCGAGCGUGAUAAGCGUUGUCGUUCCGCUUGUUUAUUCCGCAACGGUGACCGUAAGUUUGCGCUGAUUCCAAAAGUAGGUCAGUAGAUCAGUAGAGCAAAGUCACCCUUUCGACUCUUUAUGCAACGCUUAACUAUCUAUCACAUUUAUAGACACUUCUGCUUAGCAAGACCGUGUCGAUCUGUCAUAAUUCCAUUUGAAAUGAAAGCGUGAGGUUGCCUGCAGCAGUCUGAAAGACGGGCAAAAUCAAAUGAAUGUUAGCCUAGCUUUGUAGCAAGGCCUGUUUAUCGGAUCUCAAAAGUACCCAUUCGAGCUUUUUUUCCCUACCAUGUUAGGACUGGAUGUUGUCUUUUAAAUACCACUCAUGCUGACUUCAUAUUUAUUAUAUGUAUGUACACCAUCGAAUCAAAUGAUCAAUACAUCACGUUAAGGCGGCCAGUUUAAAGUUAACAAACCCCCAACACUUUGUGAUUAAAAUUCAUGAAAAAUCAUAAUUGUGUUUCAUAUCGCAGCUGGACAUACCUGCAUGUCAAAAAUGUAUUCACUGUCAAUUUUACACGCUAGGGUCUCACAUAAUUUUGUGACAGAUUUGUUUUUAUUUUGUACAGAAUGCACUUAAGUCAUAUUUUGACAUGCACUAAUAUAAAGAAUUUAAAUUGCAUUUUAAAUUUAUGGCAUAUUUCUAUUCUUCCGAUUUCCAGUUCCUGAUCGUAAAAAGGUUACAAAUGGGCGGCUUAUAAUAAAGGUGGUAUCGGCACCGAUAUUUGGUAUCGACUCUCGUUCAUAUCUAAUUUUGAUGAUGAAUCAGAUUUUUUUCAGUGAUUUUAAUUUAUAUCCCUGUAUUCAGAAACAUAAAAAAAAAAAACACAAACAUAAUCAGUCUGCAUUCAAGGAUGACUACAAAAAUCUAAGAAUACUUUUUGCUUGAGAGGCUGUUAUUUUUAGUAUAUGGACAAUUGUAAAUAAAACAGAGUAUCUAAACAACUCUAUGACCAUAAAAAAAUAAAAAUAGCAGUUGAUUGGAUCAGUCGCUGCACUGUGAGUCAAUACACUGAGGAUUUUUGUAUAAACUAACAAAGUGAGUUUUUGCGGUUGGAGACAGCAGAUAUUCAAGAUUCAAGAGUUUUUUAUUCGCCAUGUUUGAGCGUGCCAAACAAGGAAUUUGACUGGAAUUUACAUGGGAGGUUGAUUCCAAAAUAUGACUUCAGUAGAGCAGAUGUUCAUUCUUGGUUAUGAGCUAUAUAUGUAGAGACCAGAAUUAUGCAUGUAGGGAUGCCCAAUCAUUUCUAUAACCUAGUUCUCAAGCAGAUGAUCUUUUAAUUACUAUUUGGGUCACAGCGUGGAAAAGAGCUAAAAAUAGAGGUCAUGGAUUUCGCCUGCAUUUGGUUUAUCUCGUGCCGUUCUCUUAUUUGAGCCUUACUAGGUUGCCAAAUGCAUGCAUUUAUUUGGGGGAGGGUGAUCCAGUAACAUUGAAACAAGUCCUUAUGCGACGCUUAUUAUACUCGAUUGCAAUGUCAUAAAAUCUAAACAUGUAUGAAGGCUGUGUGAACAAAUAUUUUAGAAAACCGAACCUCUUAGCCAUUCUAGACGCAUUUGCAGAAAGGGCAAUAGAUUAUUAGGGGUAUGUAAUAUUAAUCUCUGACAUUUAAACAUUAACUAUAAUAUGUCAAAACUAUUUUAGCAUCACAAUCAUCAUAACAAUUGUGUUUACCACUGCAGCCUCUGCCUCCAAAGUUCCUGAACCUACUCCCACUAUACAAUUUGUGAUAGAUACCCCACACUUUGGAAAUCCCUGCCAUAGAAGAUUGCUGGAUGGAUGGCUUUGUGGGGAAAGAUUCAUCUGUGUUGAAGAGAUGAUGUGCUGGUUGAGGAAACCCAAAUGAACUGCAUCCCUCUACCCAGCCUGAUGAAUCCAUCCUCGAUGGUUGGCAUGUCUUUGAGCAUGGAAAUGCCCCGGAAGCGAAAGGGCAGUGUGGACAACCAGGAAACAAGAUUGACCCCCAUCCUCAAUGCAGAUAUGGAAGAGGAUCAAAACGACACAGAUGGAGAGGAUCAACAUGCCAAAAUGAAAUGUUUCAGGGAGCCACACAGCCAAAUAGAAAAACGAAGGCGGGACAAAAUGAACACGCUCAUUGACAAGCUGUCAGACUUGAUUCCAACAUGUAACCCAAUGUCUCGGAAGCUGGACAAACUCACUGUGCUCAGAAUGGCCGUUCAGCACCUCAAAUCCCUCAGAGGUUCUGCAAGCUCUUUUUCUGACACCAACUAUAAACCGUCAUUCCUGCCUGAUGAGGAGCUCCAACACCUUAUCUUAAAGGCUGCGGAUGGGUUCCUGUUUGUAGUCGGCUGUGAUCGUGGGAAAAUUGUUUUUGUCUCUGAGUCCAUCACGAAGAUAUUAAAUUAUAGUCGGGUGGAACUGAUUGGACAGAGCUUCUUUGAUUAUGUCCACCCUAAAGACAUAGGCAAAGUAAAGGAGCAGCUGUCGGCUUCUGAACUGUACCCACGGGAACGGCUAAUAGAUGCAAAAACUGGUUUGCAGGUGCAGGCUGACCUUCCAGUGGGCGCAGCACGAUUGUGUUCAGGUGCACGGCGCUCCUUCUUCUGUCGCAUGAAGUGCAACAAAAACCUCAAAGUUGAGGAGAAGGAAUUGCAAGCCAGCACGUCCAAAAAGAAAGAGACGCAGAAAUACUGCACAGUCCACUGUACAGGCUACAUGCGUAGCUGGCACUCCAGUCAGCUGGAAGCAGAGGGCCAGUGCGACGCAGAUAAGCAGGAUAGCUCUCACUUCAGCUGUCUGGUCGCCGUGGGGCGCAUCCACUCCAACUCGUCCCCGCAAGUUAAUGGAGCUUUCCGGGUCAAACCCACAGAGUUCGUCACGCGCUAUACCAUGGAUGGCAAGUUUACUUUUGUUGAUCAAAGAGCAACAACCAUUCUUGGUUACCUUCCCCAAGAAUUGCUCGGUACUUCAUGCUACGAGUACUUCCAUCAAGACGACUUAGCGCAUUUAGCUGACUGUCAUCGAAAAGUGCUACGAAGUAAGGAGAAAAUAGACACGAACCGCUAUAAGUUUAAAACAAAAUAUGGCUCUUUUGUCACGCUGCAAAGUCAGUGGUUUAGUUUUGUCAACCCAUGGACCAAAGAAGUUGAAUACAUCGUGUCAACAAAUACAGUCAUAUUGAAUGAUCACAGUCAAACAAGUCGGUCAGGGAACAAGACUGAAGAGUCUUCUAAGGCUGUCGCAGAAGAUGGAAAGAAAUCUCUUCCAAUAAUACCAGGCAUCUCUACCACACCUGGUACAAUGAUAUACGCUGGAACCAUUGGGACUCAGAUUGCCAAUGAGCUGCUUGACUUUAAUAGAAUGAACUCAUCACCCUCCAGUGGUAAUGUGAGCCCAUUUAGUCUGCCACUCGACAAAUCUCCACUCGCCACGACUCAUCACCAAGUCAACCACAAUGUGAGUGUCAACAACAAUGUGCCAAAUGGGGAUGUGACAGAGGAGGAGAUGCCAGAAAAGUCCAACUCAGAAGAUGAGCUUCAGGGGGCGCCUAUUCCUGGAAGGGAGACACUAAUGGAGGACAGCUCACAGCUAGACCUGGACAGCAUGGUUGAACCGGGCCUCGGCGGUCUUAGUAAUGACGAAGCAGCGAUGGCAGUGAUCAUGAGACUCCUGGAGACAGACUCCAACUUGGGUGAAGGCGAGGACUUUGAAGAGAUGCACUGGUCCUUAUAGAGUCCGCAGUUGAAAGCCGAGACAGUGACAGAAAUGCUCUGUCAGGCUGUGUUUGAUUUAUGAAUCAAUCCUACUAUAAGCUAUGAGAACGACUCUUCUUAAAAGGCAACGGUGUCGCCAAAGAGACUGGCUUUUCUCGGGAGGAUCUACAUGUGCCUCCAAAACCUUACUGCAAUCUGCCUGCCAUGGAAAAAUGAUAAUUUACUGCUUAAUGAGGCAAAUCUGUUGUCAUUAAGACCAUUGUUGAGACAAACAGUGGUUUGGGAGUUCCGCUUAUGUUUUCCACCUACACUUGAACACAGGAUGAGAGUGAUGCAAAAAAUGCACUGAACUGCCCCCCUUCCCUUUUUUGUGUUCCAUCGAACUCUGAUGAAAAAGGAGCAAUUCUACUCCUGUUGGUGAACCUCCCCCUUCCCACUUUUGCCUCAGAGCACGUUUUUGUCCCUGUUGGUUUGUGAACAUUGCAUUACCCGCAUGUGCAAUUCAUAAUACCACUUCAAUAGACAUUAAGAGACGACGGCUCAGCAAUCACCUCAUAUCUGUCUUAUUAAUGCUAUGAUCUAGUUUAUUUUUCAAGUGUAUCAGUAUAAAAGGCGAAUACUCAGGACUGAUGGGGGGUGAAAAAUAGCCACCCACUAUUAACGUAAAGUCACGCAGUUCUUAGCAGCUGUAGCAGUAUUUAACAAUUUACAUUAUGCCCUUACAUACUUAAACUUGAAACGUGUUAUUGUUAUGUUCACAUGUGCAACUGUUGGUCUGAUUUAUAAUAAGGUUUUUAUCAGUGGCAGUCAUCUAUUCAGAGAUUUAAGGGAUUAUUUUACGUACUAGUCAUCAUGCAUUCCACAAAUGUUUAUGAUACACGUACAUUUCUGUUGCUGUACUUUGACCUGACAUUUGAAUGAGAGUCUGUCAGUCGGCGUUACCUCAUGUUUAGUCCACAGUUGACACACUACACAGGAAUAUGUAAAUAUAGAUAUGUAUAUAUAGAUAUAUAAGUAUAUAUAAAAUAUAUGUAUGUAUGUAUGUAUAUAUAGAUAUAUGUGUGUGUGUAUAUGUGUGUGUGUAUGUAUAUAUAUUAAUAUACUAUAUACAUACAUAUAUAUAUAUACAUACAUACAUAUAUGUAAAUAAAUGUACAUAUAUAAUAUAUAUACGUAUUUUAUAUAUAUAGAUAGAUAGAUAUAGUGGAGGAAAUACGUAUUUGAUCUCUAACUAAUGUUGUGAGGUUGCCCUCUGACAAAGAAGUGAACAGUAUAUAAUUUUAAAGGUAGGGUUGUUUUUUUUAACAAUGAGAGACAGCAUAUAGAAAAGAAAAUGCAGAAAACCACAUUAUAUAAAGGAUAUAAAUAGAUUUGCUAGAUUUGCAUUUCAUUGAGGUAAAUAAGUAUUUGAUCCCCUGCCAACCGUUAACAAUUCUGACUCCCACAGACUGCAGACUGUCACCUGCAGCAAAGAUAUGUGUAUGUAAUAUCUUGUAUAUCUGUUAAAACCUGAGAUUUGGCAAAAGGUUCAAGGGGGCUUUUAUAUACAAUCUAAUACUUCUGCAAGCCACUGUUUGUUAGAAAUUCACCCAUAGUGUUUGUAUACAAUUCAGUCACCGAAACCAACACGGCCAAAGACUGAGUACCAGCCGAGCUAUAUAUUAUAAUUCCAUGUAUCCUUACUGUCAUUGUUCCUACUGCUAUCCUUUUGGGACUGUUGCAGGUUUUAUUAUUACUUAUUUAUAAUUGAUGAAUAAUUCUGUGUCGUAUGCUCAAAAUACAAGGGGCCCACAGAUUAAGGCUCUGAACUCGUGGACACUCUUGCUUCUGUCCAAAGUGCCUUUGGACAUUUCCACUUUAACAUGCAAUAAGCCGAUCUGUUUUAUUUUCACGUGUGACAUCUCAGCUGACUGGAAAUAGGGCUACUGGUGUGAUGUUUAAAUACAGAGCUGCAUUUGACUUGACACUGUCACGAUUUGAAUAAAGCAGACGCCGUGAUCGCAGCUUUGGUAUUAACUACCUGACCAUUAACUACCUGGAGAGCAGGGCAGUUUUUCCGCCGAUGCUAGUUAAGCUCGUUAGUUUCUACACAUUACGUGGGUUGUUGUAGCUCUACAUUUUCCCAUUCUUGUCACGCUCCACUUCAGCUUCUUUUGUGAGUGAGACGCCGUCCAGGAAGGGUUCAUGUUUUACCUCAUAGAUUUUGUUCGCUAGUGUUUUGAGUUUAUGUUUUUCUUUUCUCUUUCCUGUCGCAUGGCUCCUUAUAUGAUGCCAUGAUUGACAUUCAUACACCUGACUACCCAUGCACAGGAAGUUUAAGCUUGAAUUUGACAUUUGUAAAACAUGGUGUACUGUUUUCAGCCACGUCCUGCCACUUACUCUUUCGUGUUUGGCUCAAGAGAAAGCCCGUACUGUAUUUGUCUAUGGCAUAUUGCUGCUACAAUUAACAAGUGUGGCAUGUCUCACCAGGCAGUCUUGUUAAUAAAUGGUAGUUUCAUUAACUCAAGUUAAUUAAAAUGCCAAUGGGGUCAUGUUGGCCCAACAUGACCCCAUGUGCAUUUUUUUCUCAGAAACUGUCAAUUAGAUGUUCAAUGUAUAACUACUACUAGAAGUAUUCUAAGCUUUGAACGAGAAUUGCAACAAUUGUCAACUAAUCAAUGAGCAAAUGAAUCAUUUUUUUGUAUCAAAUUUUAAUCAAUUAAUCGUUAGCGUUUUUUAAUAGUACAAUUCCUUAGAAUUUUACCUUAUCAAUAGUAUAUAUUCUCAGAUUUUUGUUGUCCCUCAUGUAUCCAUGAUCAUCUUUGUGUUGAAUUUUUGGUUUAUACAUUGAAAUACAAGUUUUUACCUAUUUUACUGACUUGUUCCAUCCAAAUCUGUGAGUGAAUCAUAAAACAUUUACGCAUUUUUCUACACUGUGAAUGUGAGAUAAUGCAUUUUCAAUAAAGCGUAAAUUAUAA